Molecule: messenger RNA, 984 nt
Organism: Aspergillus mulundensis
Lineage: Eukaryota; Fungi; Ascomycota; Eurotiomycetes; Eurotiales; Aspergillaceae
Exons: 3
Coding region: 1-984 (327 amino acids)
Biological process (GO): secondary metabolic process
Source: RefSeq, a predicted model, not a curated record
AUGGUCUCCCUCGACAAAAUCAAACAGGCAAACUCAACCCUCAAGUCCUACGGACCCGGUCUAGUCGGAGUCUUCGUCGGCGGCACAAGCGGCAUCGGCGAAGCGACCGCGCGCUCCUUCGUGCGCCAUGCUGUCUCACCACGCAUCUACCUGAUCGGGCGGAACGAGGCCCAAGCAUCAAAGAUCAUCGCGGACUUCAAGGCCCUGAAUCCCGAAAGCACCACCACAUUCCUAAAAUGCGAGGUCUCCCUCCUCAAGAACGUCGAUGAAGUCUGCACGGAGAUCCAGAAGGAGGAGAAGGUGCACGUGCUGCUUUUCACGUCGGGGUCGAUGCCGAGUAGGAAGCGGGAUGAAUCGGCAGAAGGCCUCGACAAAACCCUCGCCCUGCACUACUACGCCCGCAUGCGCUUCAUCGCAAACCUCCUCCCGCAGCUAACCGCAGCCGCAUCUCCAAUCGAAGGGGAAGGAGAAAGACAAGGAGAAACUAAACCCGGCCUCGCAUCCGCGAUCUCCGUCCUCGAACCCGGCGGCGAGGGAGAGAUGAUACGCGACGACCUCUCGCUGAAAACACACUACAGCUUGUCCAACGCGCGCACGCACGCAAUCACAAUGACAAGACUGUCUCUCUCGCACCUCGCGACAUCAAAUCCGACCGUGUCCUUCACGCACUCCUUCCCCGGCGUCGUUAGGACGGGCAUAAUCCGGGACAUGGGGCUUGCGGUUAGAUUGGCGAUCAGGGCGCUCUGGGUGCUUGCGAGGCCGUGGAUGGUGACAGUUGCGGAGAGUGGAGAGAGGCAUCUGUAUGCUGCGGUGGGUUUGAAGAGCGACGGGGGCGCUGGGACUGCGGGUGAGAAGGCUCAUCUUGUGGGCGCUGAUAGUGAGCCGCGUGGGAAUUGGGGGGUUUUGGAGAGGUAUCAGGCGGAGGGGAUGGGGGAGGUGGUGUGGGGGCAUACGGAGGAUGUGUUUAGGGAGGUUUGUGGGUAG